Molecule: messenger RNA, 322 nt
Organism: Condylura cristata (star-nosed mole)
Lineage: Eukaryota; Metazoa; Chordata; Mammalia; Eulipotyphla; Talpidae
Gene: BOLA2B
Product: bolA family member 2B
Exons: 3
Coding region: 21-281 (86 amino acids)
Biological process (GO): intracellular iron ion homeostasis
Cellular component (GO): nucleus; cytosol
Molecular function (GO): 2 iron, 2 sulfur cluster binding
Source: RefSeq, a predicted model, not a curated record
UCUCGCCCCCAGCCGCCGCGAUGGAACUUAGUGCGGAGUACCUCCGGGAGAAGCUGCUGCGAGACCUGGAGGCGGAGCACGUGGAAGUGGAGGACACGACCCCCAACCGUUGUGCAUCUAGCUUCCGAGUCCUGGUAGUGUCGGUCAAGUUUGAAGGCAAGCCACUGCUUCAGAGACACCGGCUAGUAAACGCAUGUCUAUCGGAAGAGCUCCCGCACAUCCAUGCCUUUGAGCAGAAAACGCUGACUCCAGAGCAGUGGGCCCGUGAGCAGCAGAAAUAAGACCAAGACCAGCACAGCCAUUAAAUUAUGAAUCAGGGCCA